Messenger RNA from Amphimedon queenslandica, 1968 nucleotides. RefSeq names its product pescadillo homolog. Bases 72 to 1892 code for a protein of 606 amino acids. Gene Ontology annotation, biological process: maturation of LSU-rRNA from tricistronic rRNA transcript (SSU-rRNA, 5.8S rRNA, LSU-rRNA); ribosome biogenesis. Gene Ontology annotation, cellular component: PeBoW complex; nucleolus. The record is from RefSeq and is a predicted model, not a curated record. Gene Ontology annotation, molecular function: RNA binding. The transcript is spliced from 14 exons. NCBI's taxonomy places the organism in Eukaryota, Metazoa, Porifera, Demospongiae, Haplosclerida, Niphatidae.
UAUCCGGAUAAAACAAUGCUCCGGAUACUGCUAGGACCACGCCUACACACGUGGUCUCACAAGUGAGAAUCAUGGGUAGAGAAAAAAAGAAAGGAGAGAGUGGGCUUGCAACCACCUACUACUCACGCAGUCAAGCAAUGAGGAAGCUACAGAUAUCAAUGCCUGAAUUCAGGCGUCUAUGCAUCUUCAAGGGUAUUUAUCCUCAAGAGCCUCGCCACCGACGGAAAGUCAGCAAGGGUAGCUCGGUCUACAAGACGUACUAUUACCGUAAAGACAUUGCUUGGUUGGCACACGAGCCUCUACUGCAAAAAGGAAGGGACUUUAAGAUAUUUGUCAAGAAGCUUAAGAGAGCUUUCAAUGAUGAUGACAAAGUUAAAAUUGCGAGUCUCGAGGAGCACAGACCAUUGUACACCCUCGACCGUAUGGUGAAGGAGAGGUAUCCGACUUUUGUGGAUGCCUUGAGAGAUAUUGAUGAUGUAUUGACAAUGGUGUCUUUAUAUAGUACCUUAUCAUCUCUUAAAAUAAAGGCGUCUGUGAGUCAGUUAUGCAAGAGGCUAUUAUUAGAAUUUAUGCAUUACGUCAUAGCCUCAAAAUCUCUUAGGAAGGUUUUCAUAUCAAUUAAAGGUAUUUAUUAUCAAGCUGAAAUACAAGGGCAGACUAUAACAUGGCUUACACCGCAUCAGUUUCCUCAAAGAAUUCCAAGGGAAGUUGAUUUUCGUAUCAUGAACACUUUUGUCGAGUUCUAUACAACACUACUGACGUUUGUCAACUUUAGACUGUUUCAUUCUCUCAACUUGCGUUAUCCACCUCAGUUGGAGGGAUAUUUUUCUACUGAGCUUUCUCUCCAGCUGCCCUCACUCCUAGUCAAUCCAAAUGAAGUUGAGUAUGAAAAUGAUGGAGACAAAGGGGAAUAUAGAGAACUUCUAGAGUCUCUCUCUCAUUCUCUUGUUAAGAUCCCUGAAACACCAACAGCUGAUACUGAUGACCUAACUGAGGAAGAUAUACCAACAGAUUUAGACCCGGAGGAGCAAGCUCACCGUGACAAAGCAAGAGAAGAACGAGAGAAACUCGACGAAUUUAAAACUUUAUUUGAAGGUCUCAAGUUCUUCCUCUCUCGUGAAGUUCCCAAAGAAUCGCUCACUUUCAUAAUCAAGUGUUUUGGUGGGAGCGUUUCCUGGGACCCAUUUUGUGGGCGUGGUUCUACUUAUCCUGAAUCAGACGAGCAUAUAACGCAUGAGAUUGUUGAUAGACUGUCAAUGAACCAUUUCUACUUAUCAAGGGUCUACAUACAGCCUCAGUGGGUCUAUGAUAGUAUCAAUUUCCGUAAACUCCUGCCAACAGACAAGUACUCACCUCAGGCCUCCCUCCCUCCUCAUCUCUCUCCUUUCACAAGAGACGGUGAAGGUGAUUACAUACCACCGGACAAGAUGAUGCUGGCAGAAGAUAAAACCGAAGAACAAGAAGAGGAAGAGGAAGGAGAGGAGGAAGAUGAGGAUUUAGAAGAGAGAGAGGAGGAGGAGGAAGACUUGGAGGAGAGGGAGGAUGAGGGAGAGGGUGAGGAAGAUGAAGAUGUUGAAGCUUUAAAACCUCCUUCGCCUAAAAGAAGAAAAUUACCUAUUGUACCUGCCAUUAAUCUACCAGUAGGCUCUGUGGUUGAAGGAGAUGGAGAGAGUGAAGAGAAAGAUGAGGAGACUCAGAGAAUGGAGGCCGAGGCCAAGCAAGAGAGAGAGGAGAGGAAACUAGCAGUGAUGAUGAUGACUAGGACCAGACGGAAACUGUAUGACAGGAUAAUGGAGAAGAGGAAUAAGAAAUCAAGAAGGGUGAGAGAGCUCAAGGAAAAGAGAGAAGAAUAUAAUAAAGAAAUGAAAAAACAAAAAUCCUCUACCAAGUAAUUUUAAUUAACUUAUUAAUUAAUUAAUACUUAUUAUUAAAAAAUGAAAGUGGUAGAAUAUCACACUUUUUGUGAGA